Molecule: messenger RNA, 2028 nt
Organism: Aspergillus affinis
Lineage: Eukaryota; Fungi; Ascomycota; Eurotiomycetes; Eurotiales; Aspergillaceae
Product: amidase family protein
Exons: 2
Coding region: 1-2028 (675 amino acids)
Source: RefSeq, a predicted model, not a curated record
AUGAAACCUUUCGCAGUUCUGCAGAUAUGGGCCCUGGUCGCCUUCAUUAGCUACACCUGGACUCUUGACAUUCUCGAACAAACGAGUAGCGGUCUGUCCUACGAGCUGCUCAAUGUCACCUACUUCGCCAACGCCGCCCACCCACGAACCUCGCUGGCGAUUUCAGAAGGCGACGAGGAGCUCCAAGUGAUGCCGAUGACAGUCAUCCUCACCAACCAGAGCGUCGUCACUGGCGAAGAUGUACAGACGAUUGUCUCAAGCUAUUUGGCUGACGACGACGUGCUGUCGCCGGGCUUCCUGCACACCGUCUACAUCACCUCGUCGGUCGCCAACGCCACGAUCGAUGCGACUGCUCUUCCUCCCCUCCGUGCGCUGGGAAUGCAAACAGUCUACCUCGAUGUUUAUACUUUUGAGUCCGUUCCAACUGGAUUUGUCACCGCCGAAGACGCGUCGCCCGGGGAGCUCCUGCCCGGCCCCUAUACGGCGGUGGUGGCUCCCAAUACCCUGGAGGUGCUGGACACCUAUCGACUCUAUCCCGACCCGUAUCGGACCUUCAUCACCGGGUCGUAUGCCACGGAGGACGGCAGUGGAUCCUUCCAAGCCCUGCCCCUGAUGUGCCCGCGACGCUGGGCGCCGCUGAUCCCCGUGCCCAGUCGCAUCCCCUUUCGUCACGACCCCCGACCGUUGGCUGGCGUGCGAGUGGCCGUGAAGGAUCUGUUCGACAUGCGCGGACUGCAGACGUCGGCGGGCAGUCUGGCCUGGGUCCGAAUCACCCCCGUGGCGGCCACAACAGCGCCAGCGCUGCAGCGACUGCUCGACCAGGGCGCCGUGCUGGUGGGCAAGUACAAGCUGGCGCAAUUUGCCGGCGGCGGCAGCCCCUGGACCUGGAUCGACGGCCAGUCGCCCUUCAACCCGCGCGGCGAUGGCUACCUCACCUGCGCGGCAUCCUCGACGGGCGGUGGAUGUGCGGUGGCCGCGUACGACUGGCUCGACGCCGCCGUGGGCACCGACACGGCCGUCUCGAUGCGACGACCGGCGGCGGUAUCCGGGACAUACGGCAAUCGACCGAGUCAAGGCAUGAUGGCGCUGGACGGCAUUGUGGCACAAAAUUGGGCACAGGACACGGCGGGCGUCUUUGCUCGCGAUCCCCGGCUGUGGAUUCGGUUUGCCAAAGCGUGGUAUACGCCGGACUUGCAGCAAGACUCGAACAUCACGGGCCUGUCUCCGCUCAUUGUGCCCGACAACCGGGCGUUCCCCACGCAGAUCUUGUAUCCCAAGGAGUAUUUCCCCCUAGCCAACCCGGCCGCUCAAGCGGUGGUGGACCGGUUCGUGGCCCAGAUGUCACGACAUCUCAAUCUCACCACGCGUCGCAUCAACUUCACGCAGACGGUGGCCGACGGGCUGAUCUUCGAGGGAGGCAACAACUGGGAUCGCAUCUUCAACUCGUCGUCGGUGCUCACGCUCUGGUCGCAGCAUGUGGCCGUCACGGCACCGCUCCUGACGGCGUGGGCCCAACUGGAGAAUGGUCGAUUUCCGCCGGUAGACGCACAGUGGCGACGCGAAUGGACGCAGCUAUUCGACCCCAAGACCAUCAAUCCGACAACCUACGAUCAAGCCCUUCGCGACAAGGCCCGGUCGGUCGAGUGGUUUGAGCGCAACGUGCUGCAGCAGACGGCGACCUCAUGUUCGCAGUCGGUGAUGCUCUGCCAUGCAGCCAACGGCGGUCUUCCCAGCUUUCGCGAACAGGAGCUCAACACGGGACCCAAUGCGACGCUUCUCGGGGUGGCCCCGGAUCCGACGGCCAUGCCUUGCGACCUGGUCUGUGCAUUGUUUGGAUGUGCCGACUACACAAUUCCCCUGGGCGCAGUGCCAUACUACUCGCCGGUCACCCAGGUGACGGAGCAGCUGCCGGUUAGCCUUAAUCUAGCCGUACGACGAGGCUGCGAUCUGGUGCUGUUUAAUUUAAUCGACGAGCUGGCGGCGGUUGGGAUCGUGCGGGCUGUGAAGACGGGCAGGGAGGUGUUUUGA